Messenger RNA from Microbotryum saponariae, 2177 nucleotides. NCBI's taxonomy places the organism in Eukaryota, Fungi, Basidiomycota, Microbotryomycetes, Microbotryales, Microbotryaceae. The record is from the annotation of a GenBank genome assembly.
AUGAUGAACAGUUUCUACAAAAAAAAAAAAACCAUAGUCAUCUCACUCUCCUUCUCGAAAAACUCAAGUCGCUAGGCACUGAUGUUUUCCCCGAGGGCGCCCUCUUGUCUUUGGAUCAGCAGAGCGCGUACGAUCGGGUCGAUCACGCCUGGAUCUUCGAGGUCUUUGAGGCCUUUGGGUUCGGUGAGCGUUUCAUCUCGCUGCUGCGCGCUCUCUACGAUCCCGAGACUCUGGGGGUGCGCUACCUUGUCAAUGGGUUCCCCACGGACUUGGUGCGGUUGCUGUGUGGUCUCGGUCAGGGGGAUCCCCUCUCGUGCCCGGUUUGGAACAUCACGUUCCAGCCCUUCCUCGACGCCCUCGUUCGGCGCGGGAUCGCGCUCGACCUGCAGAAGGUGUGGCCAGGGGGGCCGCGUGCGCAGCUUACGCAUCUGGCGUUUGCCGACGAUGCUGUGGUGGUGGUGGAGUCACCGGCGGCAUUGUCGAAGCUGCAAACGCUGUCGCAGACGUGGUACGAGGCUACCAACGGGAAGACCAACACGGACAAGACGCUGGUGCUACCACUCGGACCGAACUGGCUUCGGGACGAGACUGCGCAGGCGCUGCCAACGGUGCAGGAGGGGGAGAGCUUCAAGUGGUGCGGCUAUGCCUUCUUUCGCCACGGUGACUCGAAACUGUUCUGGACCCAUGUUCUUGACAGGAUCAAGGCCAAGGCCCGCGCCGCUCGAGACCGGACACUUUCGCCGAGUGGGAAGGUUUUCUAUGCCAACGCUCACAUCAUCUCGACGGUCCUCCACGUGCUGUCCUUCGACAUACCGCCUCAAUGGUUCAUUAAGGCGGCGGAGACGGCACUUACGGACUUUGUCUGGGGAGGAGCAGGGCGAAAUACCGUCGCUCGCGAUUUCGUGUUCCAGGCUCGGGAGGACGGUGGCUUGGGUUUGAUUUCGAUUGGCGACAUCGUUCAUUCGGUGGCGCUUCGAUUUUGGGAUGCUGUGGCGGGCUCGGACGAGGCGAUCUGGGCGCCCCUAGCUCGCGAGAGCUGGAGGUCCCUCGUCGCUGCGACCCGCGAUUUCAGUCCGUGGGGGUUCUUCAGCAGCACGGCUCGGGUCGAGAAGCUGUAUCGCGACUCGACGCGCUGGGGGGCAGUCGUUGCAGCGGCCAGGGUCACAGUUCCAACCAUCAAGUCCGAACUCCUUACGCUUCCCGAAUUGCUCUCGCUUCCGCCUCGCCUCCCUUCACUCUAUGCUGAAGGUGCCCAGCACGCAUAUGACGAUGCGGACGCGGUGGCGAAGUUUGCGCAGAUCGCGGACCUGUACUGGAGGGACGAAGGGAAGGGAUGGGCUCUGGUUGGUCAUCGACGCGGGUUCUGGCAGCACUCUAAGGAACCCGCCCUACAGCACGAGCACGUGUGGUCGCGCGUGGGUCAGUUGCUCAAGGCGAAAGCGUUGCUGCCCAAGACCGCGUUGCGACCUGCUCGGAUACCUCUCAAGGAGGCUCCCCGUCCUCGGUGCUUCAACUUCUUUGGGCUCUCCCGACCUUUUACGAUUCGCAAGCUUCGUCGGCUUGUGAACAAGGUGCGGUUCCCAGGGAGGGAGGACCGUGUCAAGCGUUUCCCUGAUGGGACUUCUCAGAGCGAUAGGAAGCGCUUCUGGAGAUGGCUUCAUGACCGGUUCGCGUCUGCUGUCGAGCAGGACACCCACUGGCGGCUCAUGUACGACGUGACGCCGACGCGCAAGAGGCAGCAUACUCAGGGUCAUGCCUCUUCGCCGACGUGUCUGUUCUGCGGCAACGAUGCAGCGGUCAUCGAGACGGUGUCCCACUACUUUUUCGAGUGCGCGUAUUCGACCAGCUUCUGGGGUGGGGUGCUACGCAUUCUGCUUGACAAGCUCGGCAUCGAGGAUACCGACGUCGAUCCGUCGACGUUCACUCCGGAGCAGCUGACUAUGGGGCUCCCCCUUUUGCGGGGUCGUGGGAGAACGACCUCGAAAUGGAUGUGGGUUCGGCUGGCCUGCGCGAUCGGCUUCCAGCGGCUGCACCUGCUCCGCUGGCGCGUUCAUCAGCGGUUCGAGCUGGACAGCGUCGUGGCCCCUCCCUCGCUUCCCAGUGCGCUCAGAGCGUUCGAGCGAGAUUUUCUCUCUCGAGCGGGUUUUGUGCCUGGGGUUCGAGAUUGGGAGGUGUGA